Hyla sarda is the source of this 4401-nucleotide messenger RNA. RefSeq lists its product as uncharacterized. Gene Ontology annotation, molecular function: protein binding; ubiquitin protein ligase activity. Gene Ontology annotation, biological process: ubiquitin-dependent protein catabolic process; protein polyubiquitination. The coding region runs from base 1297 to 4269 and encodes 990 amino acids. The record is from RefSeq and is a predicted model, not a curated record. Lineage: Eukaryota; Metazoa; Chordata; Amphibia; Anura; Hylidae. The transcript is spliced from 19 exons.
UUUCAUGAGUCAGUCACGACAGAACCUAUUUAUUCCCACCCUUAUUUUAUAUAUGUAUUCAUAUAUGUAUAUUUAAUAACUGCUCUCUUAGUAAUUUAUAAACACUGAGAGGGUAUGGAGGGAGUGGCCUUUUAACCUCUCUAUGCAGAUAGGGGGAAAUCUCAUGUGGUGCUGUUGUGAUGGACUCGUGAAAACUGAAUUAUCGGUAAGUUAUGAUUCCGACUUUUAUGCCCCAUAAAACAAAGCUAUAAAAACUAAACUUUAAAUAUGUACACAAUUAACAUUAUUUAAAGGAAAGGUGUCUGACCGUAUGGGGUCUCCUAUACAGGGAAACUUGUAAUCUCGGGGGAUCUCCUGUACGAGGGUUCCCAUCUACUUACCAGUCCUGGGUGUACUCUGGCUGAGCAGGCCAUCACUUGCGCUCGUUCAGGAAGGGAGGGGCCAGAGCAUGCCGAAGGCGCGUAAGUAGACAGAGCUCCUGUACAGGAUAUGCUUUAAGAUUAGAAGAUCCCUUACCUAUUCUGGACACCCACACGAUUAGAGACUUAUUCCCUAUCCUUUGGAUAGGGGAUAAGUGCCUGAUGAGUUCAGUUCCCUAGAGUACCCCUUUAAAAUAAUAAUAAUAUUAAUAAUAAUCUGCAAUACCAAAAAACACCAUGGGAGGUCACUAGUUACCAAUAUUUCCCAUUCACCAAAUUUUAUAAUAUCCUGUGAUAAAGCCACUGAGUAUGGUGAAACAUAUCGAGGGAGACUGUGAUCUAAAUUUUGAAUAUUGGUGUUCCCUCUGUUUAUCAGACGUAAACUGCAGAUACAUUCUGAUAAUUUCUCCCUGGAUGUUUAAACAUUGUAGCCUGUGGAAAUAUGGGUAACUAGUUACCCCCUUAUGGUGCUUUUUGGUAUUCAUGAUGGCGAUGGUCCGCUGUUAGCCUGCUGUAUAUUCAGCACCAUUGCAGAAGGGCAUAGCAGCCAGAGAUAUGGUGCCAUAGGUUAAAGAGUACCUCUCAUGAUCUUGUUAAAUUUUAUCUGCCCAGUUCACUGCCGCCAUCAUGAUAAACCACCCCCUGCCUUCAUUUUUUAUUAUUUUUUUGUUUUCUACCUUGAUAUUGCUCUGUAUUUUCUGCUCAGUCUUAGUCAGAUUCACAAUCUGAGAAGCGGCGUUACCCAGCAGGCGUGACAUCAUCUGAAGUCAUACAGAGGAGAACUUCCUCCCUCACUCUGCUAUACACAGCCCUGAGCAGCACUGUACCAUAUUUCCACAGCAGUAUUAGCAUUAAGCCCUUAAUCCAAGACAGCCAGAUGAAGGUAACGGUGAAUGGAAAGGAUGACACUAAACCCGUCCCUAUCGCUGUCGGAGUUACAGUUAUAGAAGUUCUCGUGCUUUCUGCCGAUGGCUCCAAUUCUCAGGUUUACAGAAUUAUUGUUACGCGUGCACAGCUUCCAUUCAGUGUGAAGUUUACAGAUGCCCAGGAGCAGGUGAAAUACGAGUGUCCUAUUUCCUUAGCUGCUUUAUACAGACCGGUCUCUAUUCAAGGAAGUGUUCCCAAGCACACAAUAUCGACACAAUACUUGGAUCUUCUAACAAGACGAUCAAAAACAGAUCCAUUGGAUGAGACCAUUCUUAUUGAGAACUGGAGGCUUCCUGAGUAUGAACUGGAUAUGAAUAUGUCAGCAGCAAAUGUCUUCUGCUGUUUCGCUUACCGAGGUUGUGGAGAUAUUGUACUUCUGUCUGAUUUUGGUAACCAUGCAAGGAGCUGUCCAUACAAACCCCAGACUGAGCUGGAUCCUAAGACUGUAACAGAUGCAGAGUGGUAUAAAGAAGAAUUUUCUACCAGUAAAUCCUCAGAGCCCAUCCUUAAGCAUUCCAUACAGGAAAGAAGCUGGGAGAAAAGGCUUCAACUUGUCCAUGACAGUGACUUAGACAACCUACAAAUUCAAGCAAAAGAACAGAUUCGUCUUUAUGGGAGGAACUUGCCAAAUUCAGGUGAUAUGCUCAGUUACAAGGACGGGAUGUUUCCCUUGGAUUAUCUUCACCAGGCUGCAGUAUACUACGCAUCAGCAGUCAAACUGAAACCCAAGGACGCCAGAUAUCAUUUUUAUCUUGCCACAGUUCUGGAGGAACAGUAUUAUGCAUCUGAAAUCUAUGGCUUAAGAAAAAAAACUGAAGAAGGGGAACUCGAUGUCAGCAGUGCAAAAGCUACAGGGAAAGAUGAAGAAAUACUAGCCAUCUGCCAGCUGCAUGGAUAUUUAGGAAGACCGAGUAUAGAACAGCAGCUGAAGGCUUUAGACAUGGAAUAUCAUCAACUCAAAGAGCAGAGUCAGUCAAGCAGAGCGGAUUACAUCCAGAAUCUUUAUGCCUGGAAGUCCAAACAGGCUGGUAAGAGCAGUGGCUUCUCUCUGGGUGAGGAGAGUCCAGUAACACAGGCGUUCCUCAAGUAUAAAGAUGCUCUUUCUCUGGAUCCUAAUAGCUGGCAAUACAAUUUUCAUGUGGGCAGACACUUGUUGCUACGGAAACAAAACAACGAAGCCCUGAUGUUGUUACAGAAUUCGCUGGCACUGCGACCAAUGUCUCCCAUUGCCAGGUACUAUGUCGGUCUAGCUCUUCUUGAGCAAGAAAAUGGUCCUGGAGCAAGAGUGCAAGAAGCAAUCCUAUACCUCCAGCAAGGCCUAGAGGAUUUUAUAAGUAAGCUUGCUGCACAGGAGAGUUCAGUUCUUCUGGCUGAGAAUCUCUUGAGUCCCCUCAAUGCUCAGUUACUCAUGGGGUUCAUUAAGUUUGGGAAAGUACUGAAGAGCCUUCCUGUGAACCCUUCUACCUCCUUCAUGACUCCACAGCAAGUCCUCCACUUUGUUGCAGAUUGGGCUGCUAGGGCCAUAUGCCAGUGCCUGCAUAGAGGAGUGGUCACCCAGGAUCUGGAAUGGGCUCUGCUGGAGGCUUGCUUUGGCCUCCUUGAGUUCUUGGUUGAAGAUGCAUCAGCUGAAGAAGACUGGGUACGGAAAAGAUGUCAGGCACUCUCUGCUCUCAUACGGCUGACCUCCAUUCCUGGAUGUAAGAAGCUGUUAGACAUGCAAGAAAAGGUGUGCCAGCUUGGAGUGAUGUCCUCUCCAUGUAAUAGCAAUGCUCUGUAUUUGCUGGGUAAUGCUCAGCUUGCCCUGUAUGAUGACAAGCCUUCCUCAGAAGAAGCGCAACUUGCUUUUCAGAAUUCCAAGCUGAGCUUUAAAGCCAGUAUUCGCCUGGAAAAUAUGCCAACCAAAGGACCCCCGCCUGCAGAACUAACGUCUCAGACAUGGUGGCAGGAGUGGAAGGCGGCACAAGAACUAAAGAGACAGAAACAGGCACCUCCAGCUUCUGCUGGUAGAGAAGUAAUGUCUGCUGCCAAGUCCGCAAAAGAAGCUUCUAAAGGAAAAGGAGUCACUCAAGUGCCCAAAGUAACAAGCUCUACCUCCAGACCUUACCCUCCCUCCAAGAGAGGAGGCACAACUACAUCUGGAGGGGGCAAUAGUAGAAUGGUCAAACCAGGAGUUUCCAGCACUAAAACAGAUACAACUGGAGUAAGUCAUAGUAAAGUGCAUACUACUGCGGGAUCCAAUACAAAAUCAGUGAUCACCGUGGCUGCCAGAGGACGUGGUGGAGCUGUAUUGUCGAAAACAGCAACUGCAGCCAGGCUCCAGGCAGCCAAUGGCCUUGGAUUAGUGAAACCUGCACAGCACUCAGCACCUUCACAUGAAAGCUCGGCUACUAAAGAAGAAGACAAGCAAGUUAUCACUGAAGGAGCAGCUUCUGGCCCUGUAUUGGUUAACAGCAGCUCCUUCCUGCCUCGCCUGGGUUUAGCACGUGCUCUCUCACGUACCAGUGAAACUCUAACAGACGCAGCAGAUUUAUAUCGAGAAGUCAUUAAAAUGGCACCAGAGGUUGUGGAUGCCUACACCGAGUUGGCUGAACUCCUGGUAAAGACUGACCCUCUAGGGGCAGUGGACAUCUAUUGCCAAUAUCCACAAAAACUAUCCCAAGAGCGAUCAUUUGACGAUGCAUUCAUCCCCGGGGAAAUUGUACGCCUGCUCAUGAAAUGUGAGAAGUAUGAAGACCCGCGCCUGCCUGACAACAUGAUUUCUUAUGGGAAAAUUAUGGGAAUAGGUUCUUUGGAGAAGUAUAUAUCCAUUCUAGAAGCAAAAUUCAAAACAAACAUUCUCAAGAAGGUCUACGCCGGCAUUCACGAUAAGUCAGAGGAUGAUAAAGAUCUGCAAGAUUUCUUCCGCUUUAAAUGCUGGAUAUGAGAUCUUAAAAGAGUAGUAUAAUGAAAGAUAACUUAUCCCCUAUCCAAAGGAAAGGGGAUAAUUUAUAGAUCAUGGGGGGUCCGACAGCUGGGACCCCAUGAUCUACUGAACGGGGCCCGCAGUCUGCUGGAA